AUGGUCUCCAGUACCAAUAACAGUGGUAGGCUAUCUGUGCAGCCAGAAACAGACGUCGAUGUCGUUGCCGUCCCUUCGAUUGGAGGCGAUCCCAGCAAAACAUGGAUCGACGAAGAUUCCCAGAGAUCAUGGCCUGUUACCGAUCUAGCGAAGCAUAUACCUAAUGCGCGAGUGCUGCUGAUAGACCACGGAACCCUCAGCCCGCAGGAUGGCCUGGACUCCUUGGGUCACCGACUACUCAUACAGCUUCUUCACGAAAGACAACACACGAAUAGCAGACGGCCCAUCUUCUUCAUCUGUCACAGCACCGGUGGACUGGUGGUAAAAGCAGCCCUUGUUAUUGCUGGUCACUCUGCAUCACACCUCAAUUCCAUUUUUUCGAGUUGCUAUGGAAUCGCUUUCCUGGCCACUCCACACAAAGGGUCGACCUAUCUUUCUGCGCCGGAAUAUGCCAAAAGCGUUCGUCGCCUGAUGCAACCCAGAUAUCAUGUUCCACAUCAAAUGCGAGAGUUGUUUAGGCCUCGGCAUCCAAGUCUUCUUCACUUAACCAAUCAAUUUCGGUCGAUAUCGGCGGAUAUCAAGAUAUGGUCUUUACUGGAAACGGUCGAUUCAGUACUGAAUGUUACAGAUUCGGGUACUCAUGGGGUGGUGGAAAUGAACGUGCCCAUCACUUCCAUCAGAUCAGGCCUCUUGGAUUUUGAGCAUGAAAAGGAGAUCCCGCUGGCAACGGAUCAUGUUGGAACAGCGUGCUUCAAAGGCCAAGAAGCGACUACGAGACUAAGCUUCAUCAAGGAACUGGAGGCAUCGACUUCGGUAGCUCGGCAAUUAUCUCUCAUGGCGGAUACUCCGUUGCACGUCGAGGACGAAACAUUGAUCCAGGUCAACGGAUUCUUUGAGGAUACCGCUCGCGGUGUUAGCGAUGAAACACCUUUGAAGCUCUGGUCCACUAAAACCCGACUGAGUGAUUAUCUGAAGGACGGACCCUCGAUUUGCUUGGAAGAUCGUUUGACGAGCACCGCAAGAAUUCCUUCUGGCUCGUUCGAUGAUUCAUCAGUCAGCAGUUUCGACAGCCGACCAUCGUCAGCUAUGGCAGGUCCUGACUACAGCUCUUACGAUGAACUGGACUCGGAAGACAUUACCGCAGCCCACACCAAGAGCAUUCCAUCCAGGCCAACUAUGAAAAGGAGUCGCAGUUAUCUAGCCCAGUCUUCACCAAGAAUUCAUGUCUCAGAGCCGGCUGUUGAAAGCUAUUUUGAUGAACAAAAUGGUGAUUCGGCAUCUAGAGACAAUAAUGCAGGACUGAAAAGUGACACCCAUGUUGAAAGCGUGGCUGGUUUAUCGUCGCAACCCAAAAGACUUCUUCCCGUACCACCAUCUACCAGAGAUCGGCAUAAUCAAGACCGAUGCGAAAUUCCCCGAGCUGCUCCUCGAUUUGACCGUCCCGAGCCGGGUAGCGAGAAACUUGUCUGGAUACACGUUCCGUAUACACAUACUGGAUGGGUACCCCCUGUCCUGUCUAAAGCGUGUGAAGAGGAGCAAAGGCCAGAAUUUUUCAGGAAGUUCAUAAACGAAGAGAACUGGUUUUCAAAUCUUGUCAGGGCGCGUCAUUUAGAGCCUCAUGCUCGGUUUGUACGACCUACAUGUAUCCAUUCCAGACAGGAUGACCCUACGACUGUUGACAAGGAAGAGGGCUCCCAUGGCCCUCAGCUUGCCAUAUACCUUCCCUAUCUUCAUUGGGACACAUAUUGUAACCUGGUUCAGCGGCGGAACGCCGUCGAACAGCGACUACAGCAAGGACGAUCAAAACCAGUUCCUGAUUCAAUAUCCAAAGCCAGUCAUGAAUCGCAGUUAAUUUGGAGAUUUCUAGGCAGUGAGCCUCCUAUCCAUAUACGGAGAACCCUGGACCAGUAUGGAUAUCCGAAUCUACGUUCAACAGUGGCUAGAGAUGAUGAUCAAAUGCUGUGGAAACGCACAAAGAAGUUUGUUGACCCGAAUGAGGAGCUUGGACAACUGUCGUCUGUUCAAGAUGUGGAUGACCCCCAAAAGCCAAUAAUGGAUGGAAAGGUUCUCAUGGUGGACCAACUUUGGUUAUGGAUUGUGGACCCCAAAACCGUCGUUACUUUUUUCCCUAAGCAAGAAGCCACUACCGCCGAAGGAAAGCUCUACGAACAAGCAAAUCUCUUUAAUAGUAUUUAUAACGAACUCAACGGAGACCUUGCGAGGAGAUUCGAGACUGUUGGUGACCUGGCGGCACUGAUAGUGUUGCACGCAGUCACUGUUCUCCUGGAUAGGACCUUGCAUCAUGAUCUGCAGAUUGAGUCAAUGACCAGAUCAUUUAAGCGUUUUCGAGGCCGAGGAUUCAUCGUCACACCUUCGGAUUACAACAAAACACAGGGUGGAAAGCCAAUGACUACGGAAGAGCGCUUUGAAAGAGAUUAUCGGAUCGUAAACCAACAUCGCGCGGACCUCUCAACCCUUCUAGAGUUGAGGGAUAUCGUGGAUGAACUAGGAACGGUAUUGAAGCUCCUCGAACAACAGACAGCCACUGUUAAAAUUAUGGCCAGCUACUUCGAGGAAAAAGGUUACGGCAAAGUUUUCAUUGAAUCCGCCCUCUCGAGACUGGAGGAUUACCACACCCAGGUUCUUGAGAUGAAAGAAAACGCAUACUCGGCACAGAAGGAUGCCGAAAGUCUCCUUGACAUAAAACAAGAGCAAGCCAAUAUUGACGAGUCCCGGAUGGCUCGAUGGCAAGCCGAAGUCACACGCGAUCAAUCGCAGUCCGUCAUGGUCUUCACCAUCUUCACUGUGAUUUUCCUACCUUUGUCCUUCUUUACUUCCCUCUUUGGCAUCAACGUUCGCGAAUGGAGCGGCGAAGAGACCAACCUAACCAUGUCCCAAAUGUUGUCCAUUUCAGGCCCAACCUCCUUCGCAAUCAUCGUAAUCGCCCUGUUGAUGGCCUUCAGUGAACGGCUCCGCGAUGUUACAGCAAAAGCGCAAAAAGUCGCAUUCGGAAUAACGAGAGAAUUUAUUUUCCGUCCCUUGGGCAUGAUGCUCCACGGGAACAGAAAUCAGCCAAACACAAAGAAGCAGAAGGUCACUCCAUCGAUUAAUACUGACCGCACGACUAGAAAGGAACGAUUCGGUCGAUAUCUCGGAAACCGUCAACUUAAAGAUGACGAUAUCUGGGAUCGGCAUGAAGACCGGGUGAUAUCACCACUACCUCCGCCUGUUCUGGGUUCCGAUGGCGAAAAGGUGGUUUAUAGUACGGCGAGUAAAGAAAGGCAGUUGGAUCGAGAGAUGGCAUGA
This is a messenger RNA of Aspergillus affinis, 3306 nucleotides long. RefSeq lists its product as uncharacterized. Gene Ontology annotation, biological process: metal ion transport; transmembrane transport. Gene Ontology annotation, cellular component: membrane. NCBI's taxonomy places the organism in Eukaryota, Fungi, Ascomycota, Eurotiomycetes, Eurotiales, Aspergillaceae. Bases 1 to 3306 code for a protein of 1101 amino acids. The record is from RefSeq and is a predicted model, not a curated record. Gene Ontology annotation, molecular function: metal ion transmembrane transporter activity. The transcript is spliced from 11 exons.